GCGCGCUAAUUGGUCGAAUCAGUGUUUUCGAGCGCUCCGUAGUCGUACGGGGUUUAGGGUUCUUCGUCGACCGGGAUCUGAUUUCCUGUCUCCCUUUCCCGCCUCGAGCUCGUUGCGCGUUUGGAGGUGCGAAUUUCGAUUCUCCUGCUUCGGGGCUCGUGGUCGGUGAUUCGCGACGAGCAAUGGCGACUGUACCCGUUAAUCCGAAGCCGUUCCUCAACGAUCUGACGGGAAAGCCUGUCAUCGUGAAGCUCAAAUGGGGGAUGGAGUACAAAGGAUAUCUGGUAUCAGUCGAUUCCUACAUGAACUUGCAGCUUGCGAGUACUGAGGAGUAUAUUGACGGGCAGUUCACAGGCAAUCUUGGAGAGGUGCUUAUUAGAUGUAACAACGUGUUAUACUUGCGCGGUGUACCGGAAGACGAGGAUGCCGUUGAGGAAGAUGAAUAACGAGUUGCUUUCAGAUACGACUGUUGUGUAGAUAUAGGACAGUACAACCUAGAGUGCUCUUUUUACAGAUUAGAUACAAGCUUCGCACUGUGAACUGGAAUUUUUUCUUUGGUCGAGGACCAAUAUUCAGAUAAAGCUUGGGUUUGCAGCUUGUUUGGAGGACCCAAAAGUUGGAUCCAAUUUUGUUAGUGGUCAAGGGUACUGUAUAGUAUAGUACUGUAACUCUUGUUUGCCACAUGCCAAAGCGCAGUCUACAUACCCUGCUGGAUGCGUUAGUAGCUGUUGAGCUGAGAUAAAAAGUGCAACAAAAAUCUGCCGGCAAGUGCAUGAAAUUCCAACGUUGUGUCCUACUAGUGAAACGUUCAUGUAUCUUUCCCACUUGUCGAAGGCAACUGCCAGCCUCGACGCUCACCCAUCUUUCAAGGUUUUGUACUAUUAGAGAUGCCAAUAUGAAAUUUAGAUUUUCCGAGAUGAAGUGCAUUUUCUGGGAGGCAGGUUGGCUUGAUCAAAUUCAAUUGUACGUUCACGAAUGGACGCAUCGUCCUCCACUCUGAGUCACUGGACCGACCCUGUCACUGCACCUGCUUGUACCAGGUCUCUCCUCUCCUUUUUCCAAGUCUUCAAUUUUCACACUUCACUGCUGACGAGACCCCUUUUCUGCAUGACACUCAAGUGAGGAUGCUGCUGCGACGACUGAAGCUGCGUCGUGGAGCCACAGUCCGAAGCUACGGACCUGCACCCUGGCAAAUCUGACCAUAGAAUACGAGGAGUCGGCAAAGUUUCAGAUGGUAGGUACAUGGCCGGUUGCGUAGGGCCCUCGGACCGCCCUACUGUACUGAUUGUAACCGACCAUCGGCUCUACACCAUCCAUCCCCUUGUCUCCUCCGUCACACCGCCCUGUUGGGAUUCCGUAGGCUGCAUUAUGGACGUAGAAUUUCGAUUACAGUAGAUUGCUGUGAAAUGAGGCCCGAGUGAUGAAAGUCGGCCCGAACUAGAACUGGAUGAAGGUUCCUAUCGAAUGAAGAGCGUUGGUCGCCCGGAAC
This is a messenger RNA of Marchantia polymorpha subsp. ruderalis, 1489 nucleotides long. Lineage: Eukaryota; Viridiplantae; Streptophyta; Marchantiopsida; Marchantiales; Marchantiaceae. The record is from the annotation of a GenBank genome assembly.